AUGAAAAAAUCGGAGCCAAGGAAACCAUCAGAAAAAAAACAGAGCCCACAUUGCCUCCCGGAUAUUCCCCUACCCACACCUCCGCCUAUGGCAAACAUCAUGGUGACUUCAAGAUUUGAUCUCCCUACACGUGGAGGUUGUGGAUACCGCAGGAUUCUGAGCUCCAGGAGCAGCGAUUUUCGGUCUCCAAUGUUCAAUAGACAUACCUUUGACUAUAGGAGUCCACUACUCCCUACUUGGAACCCUGGGAGUUUAAUAGAUGGCCUAGGGUUAUCACCAAUGAUGAGGCACAAGACGUAUGAGAGACAAGAGGACAGAUCCAGGUCUAGCAUGGACCUCAGCAGAGACCAUAGAGGUAACAGGAGUGAGGACGUUAGAAGCAAGUACCUUUCAAAGGAUUCUUUGUUAUUGGAAGAGUUAGAGGAAGUUAAGAAACUUUCGGAAGAGCUCGAGUCCAAGUGCAAUACUACUUCCAACAUCUCAGAGCUAUCUCCUGAGUAUCAGAACAUCUUCUACAAUGACCACUACAUUUCUGAUAUUGAUGAGAAUGAAGAGAUAAAAGAGUUUGUUAGCGGUUACGUAUGUCCUGAGAGGAGAUACUCAGAUCACUCUGACAAAAUGUCGUGCCACAGUAGAGUGUAUAGUUCGUGUAGCACCUUGCCUUCGACAGCUCAAUUGAAGGAGAGGCAGAAAAAUGACAGGAUGAGAAGUUAUGGAAGUAGCAGUUCUAUGAAAAGUUCGGAUUAUUAUAGUAUUUGCACGCCUUUGUUUAGGAGUGGAGGAGAUUUGCGUGAAGAUGUGGGAAACUGCGUGAUGAAGAAUCCUCAGAAACCAUUGGUGAAACUGGCAAAAAUCAGGUGA
Acanthoscelides obtectus is the source of this 861-nucleotide messenger RNA. The record is from the annotation of a GenBank genome assembly. Lineage: Eukaryota; Metazoa; Arthropoda; Insecta; Coleoptera; Chrysomelidae.